Dimorphilus gyrociliatus is the source of this 810-nucleotide messenger RNA. NCBI's taxonomy places the organism in Eukaryota, Metazoa, Annelida, Polychaeta, Dinophilidae. The record is from the annotation of a GenBank genome assembly.
AGACGACAAAGAAAUCUAAUGCAACUUCCGUUCCUUAGCUAUCACACGAGGUUGAGGUCAUUCGUAACGAAGACAGAGAAUUUCAAGUAAAGUUUAAAUAUAUUUAUAAAUCUGUCACACUGGACCGAACUGAAGAAACAGAAAAUAAGGUCAACGGGCCGAUAGGGAUGUCAAGUGGCUUGAUCUUAGUUGGUUUAGGAUUAGCUACAGUUGGUUUUGCUGGCCGUUAUCUAUUACGAUAUGGUAAGGUGGCUGGACAAACUCUUAAGCACCAGAUUGAUUCUCUACCAGUCAGUGCUCCUAGUAAAUAUUAUAAAGGAGGGUUUGAACCAAAAAUGACAAAAAGAGAAGCCGGAUUGAUCUUAGGAGUAAGCCCAUCUGCACCUAAAAAUAAAUUGAAAGAUGCCCACAAAAGAAUAAUGCUUUUGAACCAUCCCGACAGAGGUGGUUCACCUUAUAUGGCGGCAAAAAUCAACGAAGCUAAAGAUUACCUGGAAAGUUCAAGACGAUAAUUUUCAAGUUGACUAAUCAUUUUUGUUUCCAGAAUAAUAACUUGAAUUGAAACUCUAUGAAAAUAUAUUUAUGUUUGUUAUUGCACUUCUUCUAUUCUACAACUCAUAAGCUAGGAUGUUCAUCGGAUAUUAUAAGAUGAAGAAAACAAAUUAUUUUUCAUUUGAUUGAACUAUGUUUUCAUUGUAUUAAUUCAAUUUGUUGUUUUCAUUCAUGAUAAUAUAUAUUUGUACAUGAAGAAUUUUUUCUUUAAUUAUUAAAGUUCAAUUACGCUUAAAGGAAGGAAAAUGCUUUCCUUAA